CCUGUACGUUUGAAGACCUCUUGCUCUGGAUAUGAUAAAUGGACGUUUUUCUUCUGCUUUUAUUUUUUGGGCUGUAGCUGAAAGAAAUGGGUUCGACGGCGAUGGCGAUUUCUAUGAAAUUCAAUUUUCAUCGGAAUCCAUCUCUCCCGAUAUCCAAAGCAACAAUACCUUGGAGCGUGCAGAACCGUGUUUUUGUCAAUGGAAUUACUAUUAGCAUGAAAUCUUCUAGUGCUCAUGUUCCACAGCCAAGUCCAUUUAGAAUGUUCUCAUUUCCUCAUGAAGAAGAUUUUAAACGUUUACCAUGGCCCACACUCGCAGUUGGUUCAGGCUUGGAAGCAUCGAUUACAGAUUCAAAGGCGAACGAAAUAAUCUUGAGGAAUGUCACAGUAGUAGUUGAGUCACGUGAUGAUGAAAAGAUACAAGUGAGAGUGGAUUUGACCGGGGAGCAGACCCAAAAGGCAUUUGAUGACGUUUUGACAAACUUGGCUCGUACGGCACCACCAGUUCCAGGAUUUCGUAGAACAAAAGGAGGAAAAACACCCAAUGUCCCGAAGAGCUUCCUUUUACAGGUUCUUGGUCAAGAUCGAGUCACCAAAUUCACUAUCCAAGAAAUAGUUGCGUCAACCAUGGCUGACUACGUAAAGAAGGCAAGUCAUUCUACUGAGAAUCUGAAAGUGAACAAGAAGUUCAACACAACCCAGACAGAGGAAGAACUCCAAUCAGCAUUUAGUCCAGGAAGCAAUUUUGGUUUCAAUGCAACCCUAGAGAUCGAGAAAUCAGAAACUGAAACAACUGAUUCAAGUUCAUCUGAAACAACCGAUUCAAGUUCAUCUGAAACAACCGUUUCAAGUUCAUCUACUGAUUUGUAAAGAAAACCGUUACUUGUGAAUUCUUAAAGUAUGUUUUUCCCCCAAUUACGUUGCAUCCCUUGGUCUUUCAAUGCUCUAGAUAUUGGUUGGUUCUUUGCAAAUUCGAAUUUAUCAGAAAAGAGUAGUUUGGAUGGAUUGAA
Messenger RNA from Magnolia sinica, 1009 nucleotides. RefSeq lists its product as uncharacterized. The coding region runs from base 87 to 869 and encodes 260 amino acids. NCBI's taxonomy places the organism in Eukaryota, Viridiplantae, Streptophyta, Magnoliopsida, Magnoliales, Magnoliaceae. Gene Ontology annotation, biological process: protein transport; protein unfolding; 'de novo' cotranslational protein folding. The transcript has 8 exons. The record is from RefSeq and is a predicted model, not a curated record. Gene Ontology annotation, molecular function: protein folding chaperone; ribosome binding; peptidyl-prolyl cis-trans isomerase activity.